AUGGCAGCUGCCGGCAUCGUCGCUGGCUCGCCUUUGGAUUUUCAAGAGCGUGCCGCCAAUACAUGCACGAUCAAGAGCAUUCAGUCUGUGGUCACUAAGCUGAACCCUUCUGUUGCUACGCCUUACUGCCAGUCUCUUCUCAAAAUUUCCACCAAGACCGUGAACAAGACAGUCACGCCUUCAGUACCUUCAAAAGUCGUCAAAACAGCGACUGUGUCCAAGACGGUCACUUCGAUCAAGAGAGUCACCAAGAAUGUUACAGCUACAACCUCCAGCUCGUUUGAUUUGACAGACACCAGGACUACCAGCAAGAAAUCUUCAACCACGAGCAGCAAAAAGAGCAGCACGUCUACCAAGAGCAGUAGCAGGAGCAGUAGCAGGAGCAGCAGCAGUAGCAGCAGCAGCAGCAGCAGCAGCAGCAGCAGCAGCAGCAGCAGCAGCAGCAGUAGCAGUAAAGUUCUUAGCAGCAGCAGCACAAGCAGCCGUGUGUCCAGCAGUAGUCUCCCCGCGAGCACUAGCGCCUCGUCCCGCAGCCAGAUCUCAAGCAGCAGCAAGGCAUCUUCCAGCGCCAGCAUCACCAACGAUAAGUCUUCUUUGAGCAGUAGCUCAAGCAAGAUGACAUCUAUCAGCAGUAGUAGCAGCAGCAGCAACAAGCCUACUUCAAGCAUUAGCGGCAGUGCAAGUGGCAGCAGCAGCUUUGUGUCCAGUAGCAGCUACACAUCGAGUAGCUCACGACCCUCCAGCAGCUUCAGCUCAUCGAGCUCAAUGAGCUCGAGUACUUCGCCAGAAGAAAGCCUGCGUGCAAACGCCAUUAUGGCUACAGGUUCAGGAUCUUCAUCGGUGUCUAAGAGCGCUUCAGUCUCUCCAUCUGGAUCGCCCUCGUCAUCGGCACUGGUAUCAAGUUCCGCAUCAGCUUCUAUCCCAGGAAUGAUCUCAAGCUCGGCAUCGGUCAGCAGCAGUGCGUAUCCUUCGUACUACCCGACUUGGGAUCCCUCUGCCAAUGCUACGAUGUCGACGAACGGAACCUUCUUCUCCAACAAAACUUCGACGAGCACCCGAAGCACUGCGUCAUCUACAGGAUUUGCUGAGCUCUCCACCACUUCAUCGAGCCAAUCUACCGAUUCGUCAUCUCUCACAGUGUCGUCUUCGGAUGCGCCGGUAGCUACUUCCACAUCUUCCAACGAGUCAUCGUCAACCGGAUCCUCCUCGGCUACUGAGGUUACCGAGGCUCCUUCGUCCUCUUCAAGCUCUCUCUCGAUGUCCUCUACAGAAUCUUCUUCGUCCAGCGAGUCAUCUUCUGCCUUUUCCUCCUCCAGCGAAGCUUCCUCGAUGAGCGCAUCAUCUUCCAGCGAGUCUUCGUCUGCUACCGAAUCAUCAUCGUCGACCUCGGCAUCGGCGAGUGCAGGGAUGAGAAAGCGUGGUCUGGAGGAGCGUAGCUCAGAGGAUUGUGAUCUGGAAGAACGUGGAGCUGUGACAGUCACAGUUAAGAAGUCAACAAGUGCAAAAAAGACCACGUUGAAGAAGACAACAAGCGUCAAGAAAACGACAUCGACAAAGAAGCCCACUACGACCAAGAAGGUCCAAGUCGUCAAGAAGGCUACGAGCAGCCAGAAGCCAUCGAGCACAAAAAAGGUCACUACAUCAAGCAAAAAGCCAACAAGUACUUCAAAGGCGACGAGCACCAAGAAGCCAAGCUCAACCAGCUCGAAGAAGGCCACGACUAGUAGCAAAAAGAUCAGCACAACAUCAAAGACCAGCAGCAGCUCAAAGAAGCCGGUCAUGACAUCCAAGAAGAUUAGCAGCACAACAUCGAAGAAGAUUACUUCUAGCACAAGCUCCGCCAAGACGUCGAGCGUUCCGAUCAACAAGGGUCAGCCUGCUCUGUUCAACGGGUUGAAUAACGCGCAGCAGUCGAGCAUUUGUAGCUGCUUGCACGUGCCUACUCCUACUUUCACAAGAACUAUCCACAUGGAUACAUUCACUACUGUCACAUCUACUGUCACAGCGACGCAAACUCUUGUGCAGUCAACCACAACCACAGCCCACCACACUGCCACCGCAACACCCGAUCUCUUCUACAUGCAAGUGUCAAACAACAGCAAUGCAGCAAUUGCUGGACAGUGGGCAUACCUGCCAGGAGGCAAUGAACUCAUUGCAUUCACAGCAGGAAAGCCCGGAGCCAGUUCGUUCUUCUUUGACGAGCCCAACUUACUUGUGGAAUACUCGAGCAACUACGUAGCCAACAUCGAGGAAGGACACUGGGUGUCGUCGCUCUGGAUGAAUCCGGUUGGUCGCAUGUACGAGGUUAAUGCGGUACCAUUGGACUGUCAAAACAAGAGCGGAGAGCUUUACUGUAAGAUGAAUGACCUCGACCAACUCUACUGGUGCGAUGUUUGGGGGACGACUUCAAUGGUCCUUGGACCUUCGGAGUAUGACAACGGAUCGUGCAGGAAGGUGUCGCUCGAAAUCGUUCCAGUAUAA
Molecule: messenger RNA, 2481 nt
Organism: Aureobasidium pullulans EXF-150
Lineage: Eukaryota; Fungi; Ascomycota; Dothideomycetes; Dothideales; Saccotheciaceae
Exons: 3
Coding region: 1-2481 (826 amino acids)
Source: RefSeq, a predicted model, not a curated record